Molecule: messenger RNA, 1340 nt
Organism: Aplysia californica (California sea hare)
Lineage: Eukaryota; Metazoa; Mollusca; Gastropoda; Aplysiida; Aplysiidae
Product: transcriptional adapter 1
Biological process (GO): regulation of transcription by RNA polymerase II
Cellular component (GO): SAGA complex
Molecular function (GO): transcription coactivator activity
Source: RefSeq, a predicted model, not a curated record
GUACCUAGAGAAUCUGAAUGCCUGGUUUAAGAGAAAGUUGAACAAAGAGGAAUUUGACCUUCAAGCAAGAAAUCUUAUGAAGGAGGAUACUGUUCACCUGCACAACGAGUUUCUCCUCGCUCUGAUAGCAAAGUGCCAGAGUCUUGCCUCAUCUCUUGUUCCUAAAGACACGACCACUGUCAGCAAAAAUCAGAAACCAAGUAAGGUGAAGAAAAGACCCCCAGGUGGACGAGCCAAUCUGCAGCAACGGUUUUGUCCGGCCCAGACGAUUGAUUUUGUCCCUCACAUCACCAGCAAAGCCUUGGAGGAAGGGGCCAGUCCAACACCGCUAGGUUUUGUGGCCCGUGAGGGUCUUCUGCCGGACAGCGCCUUGGUCCACGGGCGCAUGCUGGUGUGUGCCUGGGAGACUGGACUCACUGACGUCAAUGACGCAGCGGUCAAGCUGCUGCUGCUGGCACUGGAGACACAGAUAAAACAUAUCCUGUCCUUGGUGAUCCAACAAAAGAAGGGAUACAAACUGAGAGAGCGACGUUUUACGUAUGCUGCAGGGGUCGGGGUUCCCAUUCCGUACUUUCGGAGAACGCCUUCGGUAGAGGAUCCUAGUCAUGAAAGCGAAGCCACAACUGUCACUGCCAAGUUCCACCACGCCCCGAGUCUGCGACCUUCACCCAGUGUGGCAGAGGACAUGGCGGUGCAGCAGGAUGCACUAGGGGAGAGCACUGCUGCUGACUACAGCGAGCCCAUUUCUUUGUUCGACCUCCGAGACACCUUAAUGCUCCAUAAACAGUCUAUAGCGUCGCACGCUGUGUGCGCCCCGACCUUAGAGCGUGUCCUUCACUCCCAGUGGCACCCCAGCCAGGAGGACAUGGACCAGGAGGAUGUCCACGCGCAGGAGGUGGUCCUCAAGCGGAAGCUGGCUGCUCAGGGAGACUUCCACAACAGUUACUCUGCAGACUUACCCCCGGCCACUGGCAUGUGGUGAAGGCACCCCCUCCCCCCCCCAUAUGUCAUUCCUAUGGAAUUGGCUUGAUGGUGCAGAUUGUUUGCCUGGGAAAAAGAAGUCUGAAUGGUGCUAAUUGGUUGCUUAGAUGAAAGAAGACAUGUGAUUGGCUGAAAGAUUGUAAUGAGGGCAAUGCUCAUUGAUUGUGAGAUUACGAGAAUAAGGCUGAUUAAGUGUGAGAUAUGGUGUAAAAAAUUUUGAUUGCUCUAGGUUUGUAUGGACAGAGCUUACAGGUUUUGAGAUACAGUGGAAUCCUGUUAUAACGAGUGGGAGAGUACCGGUGCGAAAUGUCCGUUAUAAAAGGAAAAUUCAAGGGAAAUAAUAAAGUAGGCCUAAUCUA